This is a messenger RNA of Scaptodrosophila lebanonensis, 1388 nucleotides long. RefSeq names its product la protein homolog (gene La). The record is from RefSeq and is a predicted model, not a curated record. Gene Ontology annotation, biological process: RNA processing; positive regulation of translation. Gene Ontology annotation, cellular component: cytosol; ribonucleoprotein complex; cytoplasmic stress granule. The transcript has 2 exons. Bases 125 to 1348 code for a protein of 407 amino acids. Gene Ontology annotation, molecular function: RNA binding. NCBI's taxonomy places the organism in Eukaryota, Metazoa, Arthropoda, Insecta, Diptera, Drosophilidae.
UCCAUCCGCGUGUAUCGGCAAGCAUUGCUCAUCUCUCAACUACGCGCACACGUGUUUGACCACGGUCGCUUUUACUCUUAAAAUCCAACGCUAAUUGGACACCUUGAAGCAUUAUAUUACGAAAAUGGCCGCCGUUGCAGAAGCUGUAAAUAUCGACGCUCCAGCUGAGAAAAAGAGAAAGAUCGAGGAACCCACUGUGCCGGAAGCGGAAGUAAAGGACAAGCCAGAGGCUGAAACCGGUAAAACAGAUGCUGAAGCCGGUAAAAAAGAUGCUGAAGCCGAUGCGGCGCCCGCUGCAGGGGAGGACAAGGAGCCAGAGCUGGUUGGUGAAAAGAAGGAGCGCGCCAUCAUUCGACAGGUCGAGUAUUACUUUGGCGACGCCAAUCUCAAUCGCGACAAGUUCUUGCGCGAGCAAAUCUCGAAAAACGAGGACGGCUGGGUUCCGCUCACCGUGCUUGUCACUUUUAAGCGUUUGGCCGCACUCACCACAGACUUUGAGGAAAUCAUUAAUGCGCUGGUCAAAUCUGAUGAGGGACUGCUGGAGAUUAGCGAUGACAAGCAGAGCUUGCGUCGCCAUCCGGAGCGCCCCAUUCCCGAACACAACGAGGAGCGACGCAAGGAGAUACAAGAGCGCACAGCUUACGCCAAAGGCUUUCCGCUAGACUCGCAGAUAGCAGACAUUCUAGAUUAUUUUAGUGUCUACGAAAAGGUGUGCAACAUCACCAUGCGCAAGUAUUUGGACAAGACGACCAAGUCGUACAAGUUCAAGGGCAGCAUUUUUGUUACAUUCGAGACCCUGGAUCAGGCCAAGGCCUUCAUGGCUAAGGACAAGGUUGUGUAUAAGGAGCGCGAACUGUUGCGCAAAUGGCAGAAGGAAUAUUUGCAGGAGAAACAGGAGGAGUAUCAGCGCAAAAAUGAGAAGCGCAAGAACAAGAAAGAAUCGAAGCCAGAGCCCGAAAUCGAACUGCCCAAGAAUGCCAUUGUUAUGUUUUCGGGGGCUCUGGACACCACAACACGUGAAGAGCUGCGUGAGGUCUUUGGCAAGACAGAGGGCUUCGAUGUCGCUUUUAUCGAGUUCAACAAGGGCCAGACCGAGGGCGCUGUGCGUCUCACCGAGGCCGAUUCAGCCGACAAGUUCAUUGAAAAGGUUGAAAACAAGAUCAAGCUAAACGACGAUGUCUCACUGACGCUUCGCAAAGCCACCGAAGAGGAGGAAAAAGAGUUCCUGGAUAAGGCCAUUGAAUUCAUGAAGAAGCGUCGUGAUUUCUCGCGAAAUAAGAACAAGCGCUUUGGGCGCAAACGCGGAAACGACAACAAUUAUAAAAAUAAAAAGGCACGUGGGGACUAGACUCACAUUUCUACGCUUAUACGAAGCAUCAAAAUCACAA